AGAUUAGGCGUGAAGGUCUCGCAGAAGCAGCCGUCUCGAGAGUGGGGGUUGAGCGACAGUUCCUUGUGUUGAUUAUUUUCUUGUUACUUGGCCAUUCUCUAAGUGAUUCCUAUGUCAGCCUUCUCAUCCCUUUCUCAUAUGAGCCCUCCCUCGUAAUGUGCUGUUCGCAUUGCGGGCCCUUUUAGUUUCUGCGUCGACGCUGCGCCGCUAGGGAGAAAGGAACGACGACGCUUUCAAACGAGGCCGUUCGCCGGGUAGCGAACAGUCGAGGCAGCCGCAUCCAGGAAAGCGUCGUCUGACAGAGGACGCUGCCCGGUAGCUCCGAAACAUGGCGUUGACACGUCGAACCCUGGUUACGGCGGUGCUGCUGGUCGUCCUCGCCUCGAUGGCCGCACAGAGCUGGGCGCAGAACGCUCAACGAGCUCCCAGCCCAGCGAGGCCCGCGCACAGUGGAGGUCCAUCGUCCAACACCCGGUCGCAUUCGCCGACUCGCGGUGGCUCUGGCGCUGCGGACGCCCGGACGGACCGUCGGAGGCGGCCCGACCGACCGCGCACUCCGGCCGGUUCGCCCAACGCCACCUACGACUACUUCAUCCUCAGUCAGCAGUGGAGCCCUGGAAUAUGUGCCGCUGAACCACAAUGCGUCUCGACCAGCAAGAAAAACUACUGGACCAUCCACGGCCUUUGGCCAUCCGGUGACAACACUUCGCCAAGCUUCUGCGUAGACGAACAGUUCAACGGCCGUGUCCUUGACCCCAUUAAGAGGGACCUCAACAAGUACUGGCCUUCACUGACCAGUGCCGAAGCACGAUACUUCACGUUUUGGCGCCACCAGUGGCAGAAGCACGGCACCUGCGCCGGCGACGUUCCCGCACUGAACGGCCUCUUCAACUUCUUCAACUCCACCCUCGCUGUCUACAAAAAGUACAACAUAUUCCAAUUUCUGUCGAACAGCCUUAUUAGGCCCAGUGUCGUCAGAACGUACUCGGCCUCAGAAAUCCGUAACGCCCUCUCGGACGACAUUCGAGAGAAGGUCAACAUCGUGUGCAGCCAAAGAGUUCCGAAUAGGGACGCGCCUGUUCUGACCGAGAUUCGCUUCUGCCUCAACAAGAACCUGGAGACGGUCAACUGCCAAGGAAAGAACGGCGGCUGCGGACGUCGGAACUACUACCUGCCGGCGCGGCCGUAGAACCUUUUCAUCAUCAUCGGCGAAGACCAAAGACAAAGGCCACGAGACGAGAACGGACCGCUGUUUGCGGGAAUAAGCCAACGCCUGUUACAAAGAACUGUUCUUGAUGUCGCGAACAUGGAGCGGCGCUCAUGGCUCCCAGACGAAUGAGCUGGCGACAGUAAGGGUUGAAAUUUAUGCCAGCGCUUAACUUAGCAAGGAAUCAUAAUCGCUCUCCGGCGUCGAUUAGAGCGACACCAAUUAUAAUGGUUCCAUUAUACACACGCUCGUGAAGCAACCGAUUUAUGGACACUGUUUUCGUAAAAUGGCUUUCAAUUUUUGUUUUCAUAUCGCAGCCCUGUUUACCCUUUUUUCAUUACCAUUCUACCUCUGCCUGAUCAAUAAAUCCUAUUCCUAUAAUUUCUUA
Messenger RNA from Dermacentor albipictus, 1595 nucleotides. RefSeq names its product ribonuclease Oy-like. Gene Ontology annotation, molecular function: RNA binding; ribonuclease T2 activity. Lineage: Eukaryota; Metazoa; Arthropoda; Arachnida; Ixodida; Ixodidae. The record is from RefSeq and is a predicted model, not a curated record.